AUGGUUGUGCCUGUAAUCGCCCGAGGGGAUACAUACAGGGUGGUUAUCACCCGUAUGAUGCAGGAGACGAGAAGGGAGAGGGCGUACCUCAGAGCAGCCAACGAGUGGCUGCGUUGGGAGGAAGAGAAGGGUGAAAGCCUUGAUGGCGAAGAUAUCUUCGCCAUGGCUGCUCUUCACGCCAGAGCGGAGAGAUGGUUGGCGGAUGCAGAGCACGAGGCUUACAUGAGAGGCGACCGGUGGGAGGGCGGACUUGGGCCACUCACCCCCAGAGCUCAGUGGACCCGGGCUCUAAGGCGUGAGGCCCGGAAGUGGGAGAUCGAGGAUGAGCAGGCCCUCGCUCUAUAUGACGUGGAGGAUCUGUGGGACCUACACCUCCUCUUCGGGGACGCCCCGCCCCGUCCAGACCAGAGCGAGGACAGCUGGGACCUUGAGGAGUGGGAGUGA
Molecule: messenger RNA, 444 nt
Organism: Diachasma alloeum
Lineage: Eukaryota; Metazoa; Arthropoda; Insecta; Hymenoptera; Braconidae
Exons: 3
Coding region: 1-444 (147 amino acids)
Source: RefSeq, a predicted model, not a curated record